This is a messenger RNA of Nothobranchius furzeri (turquoise killifish), 4135 nucleotides long. The record is from RefSeq and is a predicted model, not a curated record. NCBI's taxonomy places the organism in Eukaryota, Metazoa, Chordata, Actinopteri, Cyprinodontiformes, Nothobranchiidae.
UGUGAGGAGAACAUUUGAGGCUCUGCAGUAAAAACGUCUUCACUUCAGUCUCUGGGAGAGUUGAUCAGCUAAAGCGACUAACUGCUGCUGCUGCAGAAAUCUUCUCACCAGGCUGUGGAAACUUUCUUCUCCUCCUCAACAACUUGGUGGAGUUCUUUCCAGAAGCAGAGAAGAUAUUCUGCGGUCUUCGUGACAAUCGGAGCUCCAGGAUCAGGUUGUGGCUGUUAGCUAAACACGGCUAAAGAAAACCUGCUACCACUUCAGGAUCAUCCAUCAGCUGGGACGGAUUCAUCGUGUGUUCUUCACCACCUGGACCUGGACAGCAUGGACACAGAUGUUCCACAGCUGGUGCUGGUUAAAGAAGAAGCUCCUGAAGAACAGAGUGCUGGUGUGGACCAGCAGGACCCAGAACACCUCCACAUAAAGGAGGAACAGGAGGAGCUCUGGACCAGUCUGGAGGGAGAGCAUCUCUGUUUGAAGGAGGAGACUGAAGCUGUCGGGUCUCCUGUUACUGCUGUUUCUAUAAAGAGUGAGGAUGAUGAAGAGAAACCUCUGGUCUCACAGCUUCAUCAGCAGCAAAUAGAAGACAGAGAUGCUCCAACCAGCAGCUCAGCUGACCAGAUGGCGGCAGAAACUGGUGGAGGAGCAGGAACUAGCAGGAACCCAGAUCUGAACCCUCAUGAACAAACAUCUGAUUCUUCAGAGACUGAAGUUAGUGGAGAUGAAGAGGAUGAUGAUGAUGGUGUGAAUCUGGACUCUGAGCUGUCAGACUCUGGGUCUGAAACUGGAGAUGAAGAUGAUGACUGGAAUGAGAGCAGGUCUUCUGAGUCAGAUGUUUCAAGGAAGAGAGAAGAGACGGAUGAGAAACCUCUGCUCUUACAUUUCCACAACCAUCAAAUGAAAGACGGAGGUGUCCCAACCAGCAGCUUGGCUGGGCAGAUGACAGCAAAAGUUGGUGGAGGAGCAGAAACUAUCAAGAACCUAGAUCUGGACCCUAAUGAAAAGACAUCCGAUUCUUCAGAGAUUGAAGUUAGUGGAGAAGAUGAAGAUGAUUUGAAUCUAGACUCUGAGCGUUCAGACUCUGGGCCUGAAACUGGAAACGGAGACCAUGGCUGUAAUGAGAACAAGUCUUCGGAGUCAGAUAUUAGGACAGUCAACAAAUCAUUUAGCUGCCCUGUGUGUGGUAUACGGUUCCUCCACCAGUGGUCUCUUCAGGAACAUGUGAGAGUGACAAGUCAUUCAGCAGUAAAGUCGUCAGAGUGUUUGGUUAAUACAAAAUGUGUGAAAGAGAAGCAACAUGGAGGCUCAUGUAGAAAAGUCCAGAAAGAACCAAAAUCAUUUAGUUGUGAUGAAUGUGGGAAAAGAUUUAGCCAAAAGUCCAGUUUAACCCGUCAUAUGAAAGGCCACACCGGGGAGAAGCCUUUUGCCUGUGAGCUCUGUGUGAAAAGGUUUAGCCAAAAAACUAGUUUAAACACACACAUGAGAGUCCAUACAGGAGAGAAGCCUUUUGCCUGUGAGCUCUGUGGAUACAGAUGUACCCAAAAGGCAAAUUUAAAUGAUCACAUGAGAGUCCACACAGGAGAGAAGCCUUUUGCCUGUGAGCUCUGUGGAUACAGAUCUACCCAUAAGGAAAAUUUAAACAGACACAUGAAAGUCCACACAGGAGAGAAGCCUUUAGCCUGUGAGCUCUGUGGGAAAAGGUUUAGCCAAAUAACUGGUUUAAACACACACAUGAGAGUCCACACCGGGGAGAAGCCUUUUGCCUGUGAGCUCUGUGGAUACAGAUGUACCCAAAAGGCACAUUUAAAUGAUCACAUGAAAGUCCACACAGGAGAGAAGCCUUUUGCCUGUGAGCUCUGUGGGAAAAGGUUUAGCCAAAAAACUAGUUUAAACACACACAUGAGAGUCCACACCGGGGAGAAGCCUUUUGCCUGUGAGCUCUGCGGAUACAGAUGCACCCAUAAGGCAAAUUUAAAUGAUCACAUGAGAGUCCACACAGGAGAUAAGCCUUUUGCCUGUGAGCUCUGUGGAUACAGAUACACCCAAAAGUCAAGUUUAAACACACACAUGAGAGUCCACACAGGAGAGAAGCCUUUUGCCUGUGAGCUCUGUGGAUACAGAUGUACCCAUAAGGCACAUUUAAACACACACAUGAGAGUCCACACAGGAGAGAAGCCUUUUGUUUGUGAGCUCUGUGGAUACAGAUGUACCCAUAAGGCAAAUUUAAAUGAUCACAUGAAAGUCCACACAGGAGAAAAGCCUUUUGCCUGUGAGCUCUGUGGAUACAGAUUUAGCAGAAAGACAAAUUUAAAGAGACAUACAAGCAUCCACAAAAUGCUCGAGGGAUUUAUUUAACAACAGUACUUCCAAAUGUACUAUUUAGUUUUUUGUACAACCUUAACAUUAGUCUUGUACCUCUUGCUCAACUAUCGUUGAUCCGAGUCCGUACUUGGCCCUUGAGCCACCUCUUCUUUUGAUUUUCAUUUUCAAAUCUCCUUUGUUUUUUAAACUCAGCCUUAACCAAAAAUUUGAGAUGUUCAUUCAUGAAUUCUGAAUACAAAAAAUAUUACUUAAAGGGGCAUUAUGGAAGUUUGACAGCCAAAACAUGUAUAGAAAUAAUAAAUGUCUUUUUCAUACAUUCUCCCGCGAUGCCCUGGUCCUGUAGAAUGAGCCCUGGCAUUUUUACUGUGAUUGCCUAUUCUUCUGUAAAAUCACAGAAAAAGAUAGCUGCUCGGGUCAAGCAGGCUGCUUCAUGCGCGUUCACGCUCAGGCAUAGCCCUCCGAACAGUUCUUUGAACGUUAUUUCAGUUGUCAACAAGCAUAUAAAUGUUACAGAUACAAAUGACGUCACUGGCGCUAAAGCACGCCUGGUAAGACGUCGGACUUUCGUGCUGAAGACCCGGGUUCGGUUCUGUGAACAUAGGUUAUUUAGAGUUUCUUUUUUACAUUAAUGGUAUAUUUUUUUACAGUAAGAUGCCCAAAUUUUUAUUUGAGACUCGCCGAACGGCAUUGAAUUCACAGAUAAAAAAGAAGUGGGUUCAACUUUCAUUUUGAACAAUUUUUCAAGAGCAUACAGGAGGACUCACCCAUCUUAAACCUUUGUCGGCUGUGCUGAAGAGGAAGGUACAGAACCAAAUUAUUUAAUGAAUUAGCUGCGCAUUCUCCUGACCUCUGUCCUCCAGGCCACACACACACACAAGGGACUGUCUCAGCUGUUAUUUUCAUUCAGGAGUGUGCACGUACAUCAUGCGCGCCUCGUGCACGAGCCUACUAUUGAAGCUGCCGUUACGCUUUUGGCCUUAGGGGGCAAUUGCGAGCAUAAAAAUUCAAAACUCCCUUAAGUCCCUUUAAAGAUUAAGAAAAAACUGUUAUACCCUCCUGUAUUUAAGAAACAGACUAGAUAACAGGUACAUGAUGGUUGUAGUACGUAACCCACUGCAAUUUAAAGCUGUUAGAUACCAGUGGCGUCUGCUUUAAACAAUUUAUAUGUAUAUAAAAUAAUAGCAUACAAUGUUGUAGUAACUGCAGCUUAAAAAGAAUGUGUCUUUAUUCAUGUGGAUCCCCUAAGAAGAAAUCCCACAGUGGGAGCUGAAGGCUGUGUUUGCGUACGUGAUGUGUUACAUCCUGUUUUCAGCCAAGUUUGAGAUCAUUUCCAGUAAGAGAGCUGACCAGAGUGAUGAGAUGCACGUGUGCGCCUCGUGGUCCAGCCAAAAGUAUUAGAUGUUUCCAGUAAAAGGACGUGUUUAUCUGACUUUCAAUUUUUUUUAAUCUUUCAAUUAACUCCAAAGAAAUUCCAUCACAGUGGAAGUCAGCAUAUGUUUUACCAUUAUUAAAAGGAGGAGAUCCAGCAGUUUUGACAAAUUAUAGGCCAAUAUCAAAUUUAAGCGUGCUUUCCAAGAUAAUGGAGUCACUUGUCAGUGUUCAGCUAAAAGAGUUUUUGUCUAUUAAUGACAUCCUCUCGAAAUGUCAAUCGGGUUUUAGAAAAGGGUACGGCACUACUACAGCUGUUAUGAAGGUGGUAAAUGAUAUUAUAGUAGCACUUGAUAGGAAACAGUUUUGUGCCUCACUGUUCAUAGACCUGUCUAAAGCUUUUGAUACCGUUGACCAUGCUAUUUUAAUAAACAGAUUACUAAGC